This is a messenger RNA of Colletotrichum higginsianum IMI 349063, 1554 nucleotides long. RefSeq names its product Amino acid permease. NCBI's taxonomy places the organism in Eukaryota, Fungi, Ascomycota, Sordariomycetes, Glomerellales, Glomerellaceae. Gene Ontology annotation, molecular function: transmembrane transporter activity. Gene Ontology annotation, cellular component: membrane. The record is from RefSeq and is a predicted model, not a curated record. Bases 1 to 1554 code for a protein of 517 amino acids. Gene Ontology annotation, biological process: transmembrane transport. The transcript is spliced from 5 exons.
AUGGCAGACGUCAAGGCGCCCACAGACAUCUCGUCGAGCCCGAGGCGGAGCGUUGACGCCGCCCCGGAAAAGAACCUCGACGCCGACGAGCUCCGUCUGGCCCAGAUGGGCCAUACGCAGGAGCUCAAGCGGCACUUCAGCACGCUCAGCCUCAUCGGCCUCGCGUCGACGACGACCAUUUCCUGGACCGGUCUCGGCCUCGGCCUCAUCACGGAGAUCAACGCCGGCGGGCCGGGCGCCGUCAUCUACGGCUUCAUCCUCGUCACGCUGCUGCAGUGCUUCCUCGGCGCCUCGCUCGCCGAGUUCGUGUCGUCGUACCCGACCGAGGGCGGCAUGUACCACUGGAUCGCCGCCGUGGCGCCCAGGCGCAUGACGGGCGUGCUGAGCUUCUUCACCGGCUGGUUCAGCGUACUCGGCUGGAUCUUCACGACCGCCUCGACGAACCUCAUCUACGCCCAGGUCCUCAUGGCCCUCAUCGCCGUCUACCACGGCGACCUCGAGAUCCAGGCGUGGCAGACCUUCAUCGUCUACCAGGGCCUGAACCUCAUCACGGCCUGCAUCGUCAUGUUCGGCAACAAGAUCAUCCCCGGCCUCAACAAGUUCUCGCUCUUCUACCUGCAGAUCGGCUGGCUCGCCGUCAUGGUCACCGUCGCCGCUUGCGCGCCCACCCACCGCGACCCGGAGUUCGUCUUCCGCACCUGGAUCAACAACACGGGCUGGGAGAACCAGGUCGUCUGCUUCAUCAUGGGGCUCGUCAACCCGCUGUACAGUCUCGGCGGCCUUGACGGGGUGACGCACAUCACGGAGGAGAUGCCUAACCCCUCGCGGAACGCCCCCCUUGCCAUCGCCAUCACGCUCUGCAUCGCCUUCGUCACGGGCAUUACGUACCUCAUCACCCUCAUGUUCUCCAUCCAGGACUUCGACGCCUUGUCCACGACCAACACCGGCCUGCCGCUCGCCGAGCUGUUCCGCCAGGUCACGCAGGGCGCCGGCGGGGCCUUCGGUCUGACCUUCAUCCUCUUCGUCGCCCUGGGCCCCUGCGUCGUGAGCUCGCAGCUGAGCACCGGAAGAGUCUUCUGGGCCUUCUCGAGAGACGGCGCUAUGCCCUUCUCCAGAGUCUGGUCGAGAGUCCACGCCAAGUGGCAGGUCCCCAUGAACUCCCAGCUCGCCGUCACCGCCAUCGUGGCGGCGCUGGGCUGCCUCUACCUCGGCUCCUCGACGGCCUUCAACUCGCUCCUCGGCACCGCCGUCACCAUCAACAACAUCUCAUACAUGUUCCCGAUCCUCACGAACCUCCUAACCCGGCGCAAGAACAUGCACCACGGCGUCUUUCACAUGGGCCCCACACUCGGUCCCGUCGUCAACAGCGUCACCGUGUGCUGGCUGACCUUCGCCAUCGUCUUCUUCUCCUUCCCCUACGUCAAGCCCGUCGAGCCCGCCAACAUGAACUACACGUGCGUCGUGGUAGGCGGCCUCACCGUCCUGGUUGGAGCCUGGUGGCUCAAGGCCGGGUCGAAGUAUAGCGAGAAGAUGCUCCAGGCGAAGGAAGAGUAA